This is a messenger RNA of Phodopus roborovskii (desert hamster), 675 nucleotides long. RefSeq names its product growth hormone 1 (gene Gh1). The record is from RefSeq and is a predicted model, not a curated record. Gene Ontology annotation, cellular component: extracellular region. Gene Ontology annotation, molecular function: growth hormone receptor binding; hormone activity. The transcript is spliced from 4 exons. Bases 74 to 637 code for a protein of 187 amino acids. Gene Ontology annotation, biological process: growth hormone receptor signaling pathway; response to nutrient levels; positive regulation of growth. Lineage: Eukaryota; Metazoa; Chordata; Mammalia; Rodentia; Cricetidae.
UCGGACCUCCUGGCUCCUGACCUGCACCCUGCUCUGCCUGCUCUGGCCUCGGGAGGCUGCUGCUUUCCCUGCCAUGCCCUUGUCCAGUCUGUUUGCCAAUGCUGUGCUCCGAGCCCAACAUCUGCACCAGCUGGCUGCUGACACCUACAAAGAGUUUGAGCGUGCCUACAUCCCUGAGGGACAGCGCUACUCCAUCCAGAAUGCCCAGGCUGCUUUCUGCUUCUCAGAGACCAUCCCAGCCCCCACAGGCAAGGAGGAGGCCCAACAGAGAACCGACAUGGAAUUACUUCACUUCUCGCUGCUGCUCAUCCAGUCGUGGCUGGGACCCGUGCAGUUCCUCAGUAGGAUCUUCACCAACAGCCUGAUGUUCGGAACCUCAGACCGUGUCUAUGAGAAGCUGAAGGACCUGGAAGAGGGCAUCCAGGCUCUUAUGCAGGAGCUGGAAGAUGGCAGCCCUCGUGUUGGGCAGAUCCUCAAGCAAACCUAUGACAAGUUUGACACCAACAUGCGCAGUGAUGACGCUCUGCUCAAAAACUACGGGUUGCUCUCCUGCUUUAAGAAGGACCUGCACAAGGCUGAGACCUACCUGAGGGUCAUGAAGUGCCGUCGCUUUGUGGAAAGCAGCUGUGCCUUCUAGCAGCAUACUACAGCGUCUCUGCUGUACUCUCCAAGUGC